AUCCCACCUGCCGAUCGCUGGGUAUGCCUCCCAAGGUUGCGACACCCACGUCAUGGAAGCACCCAGCAGGCAUACCGGCAGUGUCUGGACAUGUCACUCUGGACGAGCCGUCAAGCAGUCGCAGAUGUGCUUGGGAAGAGCUCCUUGGGAGGCCUGCGUAAUUCUCCUCAUACCAAUCCGCCUUGUGGCCAUCUUGUUCGUGUUUCUCCAUCAUUGGGUCCUGCAUGAGCAUCCUUCAACCAGGAGAGAGACCUUGCAACGCUUUCUUCCCUCCCCAUGCGGGAAGCAAUGCCACCAGGCCAAGCUUUCUUGGUGGCUUCUUGGUGCACGGCAGUGGUUCCGCUGAGCCACGAUGCGCAGAGCUUGGACUUCCCGUAGGAGGGUCACCACAAAGGGCACGAACUUCCUCCUCAACCGCACAUUUGACAUGGCCAAUGUCUCUUCGUCGAGACUCUCCACACACUCUCUCAAAUGGUGGGACUAAGCACAACUAGGCCAGCCCACUCGUGGGACCUGAAUUGUGACAAAGGUUGUUGCGAGCCGAGCAAUGCACAGCCAGUCUUGGCUCGGGGAUAUCCUAUUAGUAGUAGAUCGUCCUGUUGUUUCAAUGGAAUACUCUUCUGGCCUUGCCGAA
This is a messenger RNA of Microdochium trichocladiopsis, 634 nucleotides long. RefSeq lists its product as uncharacterized. NCBI's taxonomy places the organism in Eukaryota, Fungi, Ascomycota, Sordariomycetes, Xylariales, Microdochiaceae. The coding region runs from base 53 to 346 and encodes 97 amino acids. The transcript has a single exon. The record is from RefSeq and is a predicted model, not a curated record.